AUGCGAUUCGACAUUUUGUGUUCCCUGGGCCUCGUGGCCCUGUCUAGGGCGUCAACACUCAACCCUCCAGUUGUGCCCUUGAUUGUUCGAAACCCGUACCUCAGCACGUGGCUCAGCUCCGCAAGAGUCGAGCCUUGGGAGGCAUGGCCGAUAUUCUGGACGGGCGAAAACAUCGGCUUUGGGGUUAUGGCCUCCGUGCCAGACUCCCAAACCGUCUUCCCGCUUCUGGGUCGCCCACAUGACUCUCUUAACUCCGACCAGGAUUACACCAUAGCAUACCCCGAGUAUUUGGGUACGACAUUUGACGCGUCUACCACCAACUUGACCUUCACCGUCCCGAACAGCGCCGCCAACUCUUCGGCUACCGUCGUUCUUUCCUUCCUUUCGCCAAUCACUCCCACGUCGACACUGAGACAGUCACUGCCGGCUGCCUAUCUGUCUGUGCACGUUGAGGGUACUUUCGGUAUCAGCAUCUACCUUGACAUCAAUGGGCAGUGGGUGAGCGGCAACAGAUCCAACAAAAUCCGUUGGGACCUGCACGAUGAGCUACUCACCCCCGAGGGCGACUCCAGUCAGCCUCGUAAGACAUGGAGAAUCUCGAGAGACCACCAGGAACUUUAUACCGAGUUCAACGACAGAGGUGAAUGGGGAACCAUACACUUUUCUGCCCCUGCGGGUGUCAAUCAUCAGGCAGGGACCUCUGCUGCUUUGCGGCAACAGUUUGCCCGUCAUGGCCACCUGAAAAAUGCCACCGACCAUCAGUUCCGAGGCAUAAUGGACUCGGAGCCUGUUUUUGCUUUCUCGAAAACCUUCAACCUGGGUGCGAAUAAAGGCGCAGUCAAGAAAACUGAAGAUAGCCUACUGUUCUCCUUCGCUCUCAUCCAGGAUCCAAUUCUUCAAUACGCCGCGGCCAGGGGACUAACCCAUAUGCGGCCAUACUGGGCCAGCUUCUUUGAAACUGCGGAUGAAAUGGUGGCUUAUCACUAUGGGGAUUUCAAGACAGCUAGCUCGCUCGCCCUGGCCUACUCCCAGCAGCUCUCGCGAGACGCCUUUGCUUCAGGCUCCAAAGAGUACGAGGAGAUUGCUGCCCUGUCGGCCAGACAAGUAUUUGGCGCCACCGAGUUCUCUGGAACCCCUGACAGUCCGCUGUUGUUCUUGAAGGAGAUCUCCUCAAACGGAAACUGCCAGACUGUUGAUGUUAUCUUCCCGGCAUUUCCAUUCUUCCUCUAUACCAAUCCGCGCUGGCUGGCCUACCUUCUAGAACCACUCUUGGAGCACCAGCUCUCUGGCCAGUAUCCCAACGACUACAGUAUGCACGAUCUCGGAUAUCAUUUUCCCAACAUGACGGGUCAUGGCGACGGCCGAGACGAGUUCAUGCCGUUGGAGGAGUGCGGAAACAUGCUCGUAAUGGGUUUGGCGUUAAUCAACGCAUACCGUUACGACGCAGCCCCGGCUUCAAAUGGCUUGUCUGUCAUGGAAGGAACUCAGAAGCUCAAUAUUUCCGAAGUUCAACAACGUUUCGUGGACACUCAAGGCAUCGACAAAACAUGGAGUGAAAUGGGCACAAGUGGACUGAAGGAAGCCGAAAGCUGGGCAGAGCGAUCGUACAAGCUAUGGCAACAGUGGUCCGUUUGGCUCGUAAAGGAAGCCCUUAUGCCGGCCAAUCAACUCUCAACAGAUGACUUUGCAGGCUGGCUGCCAUACCAGACAAAUCUAGCACUCAAGGGUAUCAUUGGCCUUCGAGCCAUGUCAGACAUUGCGGAGAUGCUGGAUCACAAAGUUGAUGCAAAAUACUAUCGCGAUGUUGCAGAAGAAUAUAUCGCGAAGUGGCAAAAACUGGCAAUUUCGCGCGAUGGUACGCACGCCAAACUUGCUUACGACUGGUACGGGUCGUGGACGACGCUCUACAACCUCUACGCCGAUUCCCUGCUUUGCUUCCACGUGCGGCCGUCCAGCAACAAGACAGCCUUGAACACAAUGUUGGAAAACCACAGUGGACAGCAAAGGCCAUUGUCCAAUGAUGACGACGUGGCCGCCAGCAAGGAGUGGCAGCCCUUCAUCCCCGACGAAAUCUACAAGAUACAGAGCGAUUGGUACUCUGCGGUCAUGCAGAAGUACGGUCUCCCGCUCGACAGCCGGGCGCGCUACACCAAGAGCGACUGGGAGUUCUUCGCGGCGGCUGUGGCCAGCAACAAGACUCGCAAGGUGCUGCUCGACAGCGUGGCACUCUGGGUGGACCAGACGAGCACCAACCGGCCUUUUACGGACCUUUACGAGACGGAGGGCACGGGUGGUUUCGGGUGCGGGUUGGAAUUCAAGGCGCGGCCGGUGGUCGGUGGACACUUUGCCUUUUUGGCGCUAGAGAGAGCAUGUGGGGGACGAGCGAUGGAGGGAUUAAGGUUCUUGGACCUUCGGUUUGAAGAAGCCGUCGAUGUGGAGAAAUCUUUGGCUGAUGAUAGGGACGAUGGUGGAUGGGAUGAAUUGUAA
Messenger RNA from Pyricularia oryzae 70-15, 2487 nucleotides. RefSeq names its product glutaminase GtaA. Lineage: Eukaryota; Fungi; Ascomycota; Sordariomycetes; Magnaporthales; Pyriculariaceae. The transcript has 2 exons. The record is from RefSeq and is a predicted model, not a curated record. The coding region runs from base 1 to 2487 and encodes 828 amino acids.